GGUGAAUAUGAAAUACAAGUCAGACCAACCACACUUGAAAAACUAUUUUAAGAAUGCAUGCCAACUUAACCAUCUUCCUAUCAUUGUUAUUUCUUCAAGUCACCACAUCUACUCUCCUUGAAUCUCCUUCCAAAAUGACAACACCACUUGCUCGCUUAAAUUCUUCUUUAAAGCUAAAUAUUCCAGUUUUCUUACUUCUUGUCGUCUUCGUAUCCGAUGCUCAACCACAAAAUCUUGUCAAGAAACACCACAAGGUUUCUGCUGUUUUGGUGUUCGGAGACUCCACUUCUGAUCCUGGAAACAACAACUACAUUCUGACACCUUUCAAGGGCAACUUCCCACCUUAUGGGAGGGAUUUUGCAGACCAAAAACCCACCGGAAGGUUUAGCAACGGAUUGCUAACUAGUGAUUUUAUUGCAAGGCAUGUGGGUGUGAAGGAUAAUGUACCUGCAUAUUUGGACCCUUCACUUACCAUUCAUGAUUUCAUGACUGGAGUUAGCUUUGCAUCUGCUGGAUCUGGAUACGACCCUCUUACACCAACGAUAAGCAACGUCAUUCCAUUGCCACGACAAUUGGAGUAUUUCAAAGAGUAUAAAGUUAAACUGGUUGCGGCGAUCGGAAAGAAGAAAACAAAAGAAAUAAUAAACAAUGCAUUAUACCUCGUGAGUGCGGGUACAAAUGAUUUUGUUGUAAAUUAUUUUACGUUACCGAUUAGGAGACACGAAUAUAGUCUUCCAAGCUACAUGAACUUUGUGAUGAAGACACAAUUGGAUUUCUUGCAGGCCUUGUGGGGUGAAGGUGCUCGUAAGAUUGGAGUUGCAGGGCUACCUCCAAUGGGAUGCUUGCCGAUUGUUAUCACUCUUUUCUCCAAAAAUGCAAUUCAUGAUCGUGGUUGUAUCGAUUUCUUCUCAUCAGUAGCAAGAACUUACAAUUCCAUGCUACAAACUCAAUUAAACCUCAUGCAUUUUAACCAUGCCCAUGAAGGUGCCCGAAUCGCCUAUUUUGAUAUUUAUUCACCCUUAUUAGACGGGAUUGUCGGCCAUAAAUAUGGGUUCAAAGAAGUUAGGCUCGGUUGUUGUGGGACUGGCUUGUUAGAAACGACAUUCCUAUGCAAUCCUAGUUCAAAAACAUGUUCAGAUGCAUCUAAAUAUGCAUUUUGGGAUUCAAUUCAUCCGACUCAAGAGAUGUAUAAGAUUUGUUCCAAAGCGCUCCAACCUACCAUCGACCACAUGAUCAGGGACUAAACCAAUAUACUUAGAAACUAUGGGCAUAAUGUACAAUUAUUCAUCAUUUAAGAGUGGAGGGGUCUUAUGAAUUACCAAUAUAUAUGGUUUUUGUUUGGAUCCCAAAUAUAGUAAUAAAAAAUUAAUUGUGUAUUAAGAUCAUUU
Messenger RNA from Cynara cardunculus var. scolymus (artichoke), 1388 nucleotides. RefSeq names its product GDSL esterase/lipase At5g45960-like. The transcript is spliced from 5 exons. Gene Ontology annotation, molecular function: hydrolase activity, acting on ester bonds. The record is from RefSeq and is a predicted model, not a curated record. The coding region runs from base 54 to 1244 and encodes 396 amino acids. NCBI's taxonomy places the organism in Eukaryota, Viridiplantae, Streptophyta, Magnoliopsida, Asterales, Asteraceae.